AUGACUAAUCCAGCCCUGGCCCUGCCACCGCCUGCCAUCGCUCGCUCUCUCGCCCUCCUCCACUCUGCUCUAUCUCAACGUCUUGCUUCGUUCUCCAUCUCGCCCUCCUCCGCGUCCUCCUCCUCCUCCGGACACCUUUAUCUCCUCCCUGUUUUCUUCCUCGUCCUCUUCCUCUUCCUCUCCUCCCCCUUCUUCAUCUACUUCUCUCUGUCGCACCAUUCCACUCCUUUCGUAGUCCUACUCGCGUCCUUUGGCCAUUCGUCGUGGCCGUCCGCUCCUUACGUUCCCCUCACACCUCCAGCGACAGCUUAUGACUUCCUUGUGACGAAUAUACCCCUCAUCUAUUAA
Molecule: messenger RNA, 348 nt
Organism: Histoplasma capsulatum G186AR
Lineage: Eukaryota; Fungi; Ascomycota; Eurotiomycetes; Onygenales; Ajellomycetaceae
Exons: 1
Coding region: 1-348 (115 amino acids)
Source: RefSeq, a predicted model, not a curated record